Messenger RNA from Ictalurus punctatus (channel catfish), 2710 nucleotides. RefSeq names its product putative C-type lectin domain family 20 member A. The transcript is spliced from 5 exons. Lineage: Eukaryota; Metazoa; Chordata; Actinopteri; Siluriformes; Ictaluridae. The record is from RefSeq and is a predicted model, not a curated record. The coding region runs from base 77 to 1009 and encodes 310 amino acids.
UUUUUAUCGGGACUGCUGAGGGAUUUUAUUUAUUUCUUCUAUUUGAUUUCUUAUUUCUUAGAGUUUACCAACAUCAAUGAUGAAGCAGCAUCUGUUCAUACUCCUGUUUUUCACAGAAGUUGUCCCCCUUGUCCAGUCUGUGACCCGUAAGUACUUUCUGGUCCAGCAGGGAAGAAAUUGGACUGAUGCUCAGACUUACUGCCAAGCCACAUACACCGACUUGGCUAUCAUCAAAAGUAAUGAUGACGUGAUCCAACUACAGAAUGAAGUACAGAGUCAGAAUUUCAAUUCCAGUGCUUGGAUUGGAAUGUACAGUAACCGUUACAGCUGGCACUGGUCCCUUGGCUAUGAACUAGUGACAAAUAUAUUGGGAAAUUGGAAGCUUGGAGAGCCAAAUAACUCUGGUGGAAACCAAAACUGUGGCGCUGCAUCUCCCUUGGGUUGGGCGGAUCAGGACUGUACUCUAUUGCGCCCCUUUCUGUGCUUUGAUGCAACAAAAACUGGCAACAACAGGUACAUUUACAUAUCUAAUACUGUACAAUGGCCUAAAGCUUUGGCUUACUGCAGACAGUAUUACACAGACCUGGCCAGUGCGAGAGAUGAAACAGAAAACUCAUUUAUACAGGCACUAGUCACCGGAAUUACAUGGUUUGGAUUGAUAAAAGACCCCUGGAAGUGGGUAGAUCAUACCAACUUCUCUACUAUCAGCUGGAUAUCUGGACAACCUGAUAAUAGCAUGCGGAAUGAAAAUUGUGGUUAUGUAUAUAUGGGCAAUGCCGCUGAUGCAUCGUGCACAGACAUUUUGCCUUUCUUCUGUUACUCAGUAAGCACAAAGCAACAAAUCAUAAAGAUGAAGAUCCAGUCCAGUCAGGAUUUGAAUGAUACUGCAGAAAAUGCGGCCAUCUUGGAGAAGAUCAAGCAGAAACUGAAGGAUAAUGGGAUAGUAGAGGACAGUGAGGUGAAAUGGAGAGUACAAUCAGAUGGAGAGGUGUUUCACAAGGAGAAAUAAACUAAUACUGCAAUAGAAAAAGGAGGUCUCUAAGUCUAUAGCUGUGUCUCAAAUACAGUAAUUCUGUAGUGCAUUAGUCAUUUUUGUUGAGUAGUAUGUUUAUUCAGUAAAUGUAAUAAGACGUAGUUCACUAUUAGAGGGAUGGUGAAGGGGAAAUAAUUAUUUACUCACUUUAAAAAUGCAUAACUUAUAUAUAGACAAUAUUCUUAUUGCUUUCAUUAUCAUAAGCAUUAAUUAACCAUUUUAUUCAUGAUCAGGUAGAAUUCAUGGACUAUGUGAUGUAAGAAUCAGCGAUUAAUGUGCAGAAUAUGUGUAGAAAUGUGCAGAAUAUCCCCCCUGCUGAGUCUUUCCCGCUUCCUCCUGUAGGAGCACAUUACUGUGCUCGUUUAAUUCACUGAGCUUUAAAGUUCUUAUAAUAGGCCUCAUUUAUCAAUAUUUUAGUAAAGUCGUGUGUAAAAACAACAAAGAAUGAACAAAAAAUUCCACCAGAUUUACAAAAGUUUUGGAAAGGCUGAUUUUCUUCAUACACACAUACCUAUAAAAAUGCAAAGCACAUUCCCAAAAAAUCAAGCACACAGAAGGCUGGAAACAAAAUGAAAACAUGACAGAAGAGGCAGAAAGGCAGUUAUAUUAACUCACGUCUAUGCCAAUAAAACAUAUUUAGUAGUGUACCAGCACCUGAAAAGAUCAACAUCUUGAGGGAAAUUACAGAAAAGGUGAAAUAGGUAUGAAUUAAGUGAGGUGAAAAGAAAUUGGCUUCACAUGAAAAUGGCAGAGAAAAAAAAGAUCUACACUGUACCCAGGUGAUCAUGCAAACCAGCAGGAAUCACAAAGUGGCCAAAGUGCUGGACGUGUUGAAAAAGCUUUGUGGCAAAAUAGGAGCAAUUUAAAAGCCAGCUUUCAUCCAUACUGGUCUUUAAACAUCCUUUCCCUCAUAUGCACAACCUUCUUCUUCUGCAUUUCUUUGGUUAUAAUUGAAUGACUAGUUUUAUUUGUUCUAAUUAAUGGGUUUUGUGUUUUAUUUUUCAUAUUCUUUAAUUAUUGCCAAUGAUGGCUUAGUGGUUAAGGCUCUGGGUUACUGAUCAGAAGGUUGGGGGUCAUGGCUGACCCUGUGCUCUGACCCCAACUUCCUAACAGCCUUGCAUAUGCAAAGAAUGAAUUUCACUGUACUGUAAUGUAUAUGUGAUAAAUAAAGGCUUCUAUUCUAUUCUUUGAAAAUAAAUUAGUUUCACAUAAUUUUCUUGAUAGUACUCUUAGGCUACAUUCACACUCCAGGCAACAGUAGCCCAAAUCAGAUUUACUGAACAAAUCCCAUUUUUUUGUUAAGCUAUGUGAAACUAUAUGUGGCCUAUAUCUGACAUUAGUCUGAAUAGAUCACGCUCCUAAACUGACCCGCAUGUGCAAAGCUAUGGUUCUAUGGUUCACAUCCUCAGUUUCUUUAAAUUGCUUUUCUUUCUUUCAAAGUUAAUUUUAUUGUUUUUUUCCCCCAUACAAAUCAAUUUAACACAAUCCUUCAACCAUCACAGACUAUUCCCAGAAUCACGCCCAUGCUGACCAUUAUGAGAUGAAUCGAAGAAUAAUACAAAACAUAUUUGCCCCAUCCUGAUUUCUUCUGUUUAUGUGUAUAUCUCAUACUAAUCAAACAAAAUACAACAUUAAAGAAAGGCAACCUGAGUAAACACACAAAACAGUUUUUAUUUA